AUGCUGAGGUUUGCCGUGAUUUCCGUGCUGUUGGUGGCUGGACUUGCCGUUGCAGAGCCACCGCAAGGAUACUCUUAUUCUAGACCACAUCAUGGUGGUGGCGGUGGUGCCGGAUUGGGUGGCGGUGCCGGAAUUGGUGGUGGAGUCAGCGGUGGCCAACUUAUCAUUCUUGCCACUGGCGGCGGUGGCUCCAGCGGCGGUGCAGGACUCGGUGGAGGACUAGGUGGAGGAUCCGGUGGUGGACUCGGUGGUGGCAUUGGCGGUGGUAUUGGUGGAGGAGUCGGUGGCGGACUCGGAGGUGGUGUCGGUGGAGGAUCCAGCGUUGGUUCUGGACAACUCAUCAUUCUUGCCACUGGCGGCGGUGGUGGUGGAGGUGGUUCCGGCGCUGGAUUGGGUGGUGGAGUCGGCGGAGGAUUUGGUGGCGGAAGCGGUGGCGGACUUGGCGGUGGAUUCGGUGGUGGAAUUGGAGGAGGAAUUGGAGGCGGUUCCAGUGGAGGAGCAAGCCUUGGAUCGGGUCAGAUCAUUCUUCUUACCAGCGGAGGAUCUAGCUCUGGUGGCGGAAUCGGUGGUGGAGUCGGCGGAGGAGUUGGUGGUGGACUCGGUGGUGGUAUUGGAGGUGGUAUUGGUGGCGGACUUGGCGGUGGCAUCGGAGGAGGAGUAGGUGGUGGAUCUGGUGCUGGAAUUGGAGGAGGACAGGUUAUCAUUCUUACCACCGGUGGCGGUAGCUCUGGUGGAUCUGUUGGAGGUGGUUCGAUUGGCGGAGGUUCAAUCGGUGGACUCGCCCCACCAUCUACAAAAUAUGGUGUUCCCGGAUAUUACUAA
This is a messenger RNA of Toxorhynchites rutilus septentrionalis, 822 nucleotides long. RefSeq lists its product as uncharacterized. Bases 1 to 822 code for a protein of 273 amino acids. Lineage: Eukaryota; Metazoa; Arthropoda; Insecta; Diptera; Culicidae. The record is from RefSeq and is a predicted model, not a curated record. The transcript has 2 exons.